AUGCCGGCUGAAUAUCGGCCUUUCAAGUCGGGCACGACAUUUACACCGCAUGCCGCCGGCCUGGAAUUCAACCUACUACAAUCCCGUCAUCCCUGGCUUCCACCCCGACCCAGUUGCAUAUUCGUUCCUGAGGAGGACAACACGUUCUUCUGCGCGUCGAGCAGCUUCAAUGCGUUUCCCGGUAUCCCGAUACAUGCCAGCAAAGACUUGAUCAACUGGCGGCUCGUCAGCAAUGCUCUCAACCGUCCCGAGCAGUUGCCAACCCUUGCCAUUACGAACAAGUCCACCAGCGGGAUAUGGGGUUCCACGGUCCGCUACCGCGAAGGCACGUUCUAUGUGCUCACGACGCUCGUCUUUGACGACCAGCCUGAAACGAACUCCUCGCGCUGGGACAACAUGAUCUUCACCUCCAGGAAUCCGUAUUCAUCCGCGUCCUGGUCGCAGCCCGUGCACUUCAACUUCACUGGAUACGACAUCUCGCCGUUCUGGGACUCUGACAGCACCGUCCACGUCACGGGUUCGCACCCUUGGGAAGUUACUCCCGGAAUCACGCAGACGACACUCGACCUCGCCACGGGCGAGGUCGGCGCAAGCUACCAGUACAUCUGGAACGGCACAGGCGGCGAGGCGCCCGAGGGCCCGCACAUCUACUGGCGUGAUGGGUACUACUACCUGAUGAUCGCGGAGGGCGGGACGGGCCUGAACCACAUGGAGACAAUCGCGCGGGCACGCGAGGUGGGCGGGCCAUAUGAGUCCAACCCGGCGAACCCGAUCCUGACGAACGCCAAUACGAGCGAGUACUUCCAGACGGUCGGCCAUGCAGACUUGUUCCAGGACGCGGAGGGGAACUGGUGGGGCGUCGCGCUGUCUACACGAUCUGGGCCCGACUACACCGUGUUUCCGAUGGGACGCGAGACGGUGCUGUACCCGGUUACGUGGGAGGAGGGCGAGUGGCCUGUGCUGCAGCCUGUGCAGGGAGAGAUGAGCGGUUGGCAUCUACCGAAGACGAACUUCGACGUGCCUGGAGAAGGACCGUUCGCUGACUCACCAGACUAUCUCACCUUCUCGCCUGGAUCCCUUUUGCCCAUCCAUCUUGUGCACUGGCGGCUGCCCAUCAAUACUUCGUACACCAUCUCACCACCCGGUCAUCCCAAUACACUCCGCCUUCUGCCCUCGAAGCUUAACCUGACUGCUUAUGAUGGAAAUUACGCUGGCCCCGAGGGUCAAACCCUACUCGCUCGAAGACAGAUGGACACGCUGUUCGCGUACAGCGUCAACAUGGACUUCGCACCAUCCCUUGAGGAAGAGGAAGCUGGUGUGACGGUCUUCCUGACACAGAAUCACCAUAUCGAUCUUGGCACAGUGCUCCUGCCUUACACAAACACAAGUACGAACAUAACAGCGCUCACCCCAUGCUUCCGGUUCCGCUCCUUGUCCUAUAUCGGUGUACUGCCUACCACGGUGACUCCCGUACCCAGUGCAUGGCUCGGCCGAACGCUGCAUUGGGAGAUCAAGGCAUCCAACCUUACGCACUACAGCUUCGCAGCGGGUCCUGCGGACGCCCGCUCGCAGAUGCAGACGAUUGGCUAUGGGCUCGCGGCGGAUGUCAGUUGGGGCUUCACGGGGACGCUGCUUGGCAUAUACGCGACGAGCAAUGGGGGUGAGGGGACUACGCCUGCUUACUUCUCGGAAUGGACCUACGUGGGGCAAGAAUCGGCAGCUGUGUCCCGCCGGGAUUUCAAACACCUUUUGGUUUCGCUCGCCCUCGACACUGCCGACUGUGCCGAUCUUGACGGGAACAGACACACUCCGCCUGUGUUCGCUUUUUGGAAUGGGGGUCCAGUGGAACUACGAUGUAUGGAUGAAGGGUUUCGCGGGAAUACUGGCGAGUCGACGUCGAAACGUCCUGCUGCUGGGUCAAGUCGCAGAAAGUUCGAACACCAGUUUGGCCAGUCACACGAACACGGAACGCAUGACCCUACUGCGAACACCCGGUGCUUCCGCUUCUGCUCCGCGUCCUACAUCGCCGUACUGUCACCGUAUGCGACAGUGACGCCCAUCCCUACUACUCUCAAGAUGUAUCUCAAUUUCACGGAUUCUAUGGGUGGGACAGUCAAAUGA
Messenger RNA from Fomitopsis serialis, 2121 nucleotides. Its product is annotated as glycosyl hydrolase. The record is from RefSeq and is a predicted model, not a curated record. Gene Ontology annotation, molecular function: hydrolase activity, hydrolyzing O-glycosyl compounds. The coding region runs from base 1 to 2121 and encodes 706 amino acids. Gene Ontology annotation, biological process: carbohydrate metabolic process. Lineage: Eukaryota; Fungi; Basidiomycota; Agaricomycetes; Polyporales; Fomitopsidaceae. The transcript has 7 exons.